UUAAUUGUAUAUUGUUGUAAAAACAUUUUCUCUGCUGAUAAUAAGAAGAUACAAAGAUCCACCUAUACUUUUAUUAUGGAUUACACAUGAACAAAAGUGCUUGUAAUAGAUACUGUGAAUUAAUUUGGCCUAAUUAAAACUGGUUGGCCUUCUUCCCUGAGUAGUAGAUUUUUAAAUUCAAAUUUCUUUAAGGAAAAUAUAUGAAUUAACUACAAUUUCUACUGCAGGUUGCAAACCACACAUCACUUUACCAUUCCUAUUCCACACAUAGCUCAUCAAUGACUUGUGUGUGCUUGCUUUCCCUUGCAGGUCUUCUCAAACCGGGGCUGUUGUUUUGAGACUGCCUCUCAGUUCAUUCUCAAUGUUCAGCUUUGAUCUGUAUUUGGUUUUGAUGGCAGCAACAGCAGAAAAAGCCUAUUCACACAAGUAGGAUGUUGCAAAAGGCAGCAUUAUGCCCACAGCUCUCUGACCAAUGAGAUAUUUUCGAGCAGUGUUUGUUUACAAUUUAAUAAUAAUAAUACAUUUGAUUUAUAUAGCACACUUUAAAAACAACGUCAUCACUCAAGGUGCUUCACAAAGCUAAAAGGAGAAAAUAAUAAAAUCUUCCCGCCACCCCCCUGCAGUACCUCCGCGACCCACCAGGGGUCGCGCACCACAGUUUGAAAAGCACUGGUGUAAAGUAACUAAGUACAUUUACUCAAGUACUGUACUAAAGUAUACUUUUGAGGUACUUGUAGUUAUCUUGAGUAUUUGCAUUUUAUGUUACACUUUACUUCUACUCCUUUACUUCUACUCCACCAAAACUCAGAGGUUAAUAUUGUACUUUCACUCCACUACAGUUACUUUUCAGAUAUAGAUAAAUGAGAAACAAUAUGAUCAACACUUAAAUACGACUUUAGCUACACAUGCUACCCAGCAGUAAAUAAAGUACUUUACAUGAGUUCCACCUUUACCAGCAAUACACCAAGUACAAGAUCUGAUUACUUUUCACCCUCUGUUGCUUUAACAUUGUAAUGUUUUGUUUACCACAGAUGUGCACCUACACUGGCCUUCUUGAUGACACAGUCUUAAUUCAUUGGACACAGCGGAGAAAUUCCACACCAAGACAUCAUCUUUCAUCAAACCCUUGACACCAACAUUAGACACACAUUAAUACACACAAACACCAGCAUGGAGGAGCAGCAGGAGGAGACAGAGUAUGUGGAGCACCAGUACAUGUGCAGCGAGUGCCACGAGCUCUUCAACACCCUGGAGGAUGUGCUGAUCCACCAGCAGAUCCACACGGGCCAAGAAGGUGAUGGAGAAGGAGAGGGAGGGGAGGUCAUGCACUUCGAGGGCGUCCCAGAGCUGGGGCAGACCCAGCAGUACCAGUGUCUGGAGUGUGGGGCCCUGCUGGUGAACCCAGAGGAGCUGCUGCAGCACCAGGAGAUGCACAUGAGGGAGGCGGGGAUGGAGGUCGAGCACCAAGAGCUGUGUGAGGUUUUGGAGACAGAGGAAGGGUCCGAGGGUCAGAUGUCGGGGCCCGUUCAGUACCAGUGUCUGGACUGUCUGGCUCUCUUUGACUCCCCGGACACUUGGCUGGAGCAUCGGAGGACGCACAGCAGGAGCAGCACGCACAGCAACGCGCAGAGCAACACAGAGAUCAUGGAGUAUGUGCUGCAGGAGGACGGCACCAUCACUCCUCUGAACAACGUGCAGAACUACGUGCUGAGUGAGCAGCAGGCGGGGGAGAUCCUGGCGCAGGUUCUCGCUCAGCAGCAGCUGCAACAGCAGACACGUCAGUCUGUCUUCAAACCUGCGGCCCCCUCCCGCUCCACCCUGUUGCCCCCGGUGACGGCGGCCCCCGGCUCUGCCACCAUGCACCUGCAGAUCCUCACCGCUCAGGCUCUGGCAGAUAACUCCUCCUCGCCCAGCCAGCGCCGCUCCAAGCUGCCCCCCCUGCUGCCUGCGCUGGGCCGGGGGUCCUCGGGGGUCCUGGAGAACGGGGUGCAGAGACUGGAGUUAAGGUUGGCCCCCAGCGUGAGGGAGGAGCAGCAGGCCACAGAGGUGCUGGUCAUCCACCCGUAUGAGUGCUCAGAAUGCUCCCUUCUCUUCCAGACGCCGGAGGACUUCCUCCAGCACCAGGGGGAGCACUUCCUCUGUCAGGACAAAGAGAGCGGGGAGCCAGGCGUCAUGAGCAGCUUCGAGGAGGUGCGGGGGAGGGAGGAGGCGACGACAGAGAAGGUGGAGGACAUUAGGAUCAGAGUGGCAGAGAAGAAAGCCGCAGUCUGGGCCAAGCCCCAAAAGUGUGAACUCUGCAGCCGCACGUUCACCUCCGUCAACAGGCUGGCGGCUCACAGGCGCGUGCACGAGCAGGGCACGCACGAGUGCCCCGAGUGUGGCAAGGUGUUCAAGAAGGCCACCUCCAUGCAGACACACAUGCGCACACACUCGGGCGUGGCCAGGUAUCUGUGUGUGGACUGUGGCACCGGCUUCACCACUGAGAUGACUCUGAUCAUGCACAGGAAGUCCCACAUUGCAGACCCCCUCCACAAGUGUCAGUUCUGCAACAAAACCUUCACCAACAUGACCAAGUACCUCUACCACCGCAGAACCCACCUCAACCGCGACUCCGCCCUCACACCAGCCCCCAUUCACCGCAAUUCAGCUGACACACCAGCCCCUACCUCCACGGUCUUGGCUCCAAGAAGAGUGUCUCUCUCUACCCUCGCCAUCCUACAGAGGGCGAGAGAGAAGAACUCACACACUACUGAGCUGAAGAUCAACAUACUGACUUCUCACAAGGAGGAAGAGAUGGGUACACCUGGACAAGAUCCAGAAAUGACAGGAGGAGAAGGGGAGCGGCAGGGAGAAGACAUUGAAAUUGAGGUGUCUGCCCCACCUGAAGGCACCACCAUCGAGCCCCAGCAGGAGAAGUCUGUCACUAACUCUGCCCCCCUGGGUGACACCGGAGGAGGCGUCAAAGCUAUUGUCGCUCCACCUGCCUCAUCAGACAAAACCUCUUUCUCCUGUCGUACUUGCUCCAAGACCUUCCCCUCCCAGCUGCAGCUCGUUCACCAUCGCCGCAAGACCCACGUCACCGAGCGCAGCUUCAUGUGUGGCAUCUGCGGAAAGACUUUUAAGAAGCAGAUCCAUGUGCGCAACCACAUCCGCACCCACACCGGGGAGCGUCCCUUCCAGUGCUCCGAAUGCGGGAAAACAUUCUCGUUUCUCGCCAACCUCACCAGGCACACACUCGUCCACUCGGGCGUGCGUCCGUACCGCUGCGACGUCUGCCACCUCUCCUUCUCCCAGUCGUCCAACCUCCGUCAUCACAGCCUGCUGCACUCCAGCGCAGCCACGCUCUGCUGCCCCGACUGCCCCGCCACCUUCCGCUGGCCUACUAAGUUAGCUGCUCAUCGCUACACCCAACACCAGGGGUCUCCGGCGCCUUUCCCGUGUCCCCACUGCGAGGCCGGCUUCCUGACCCGGAGACAGAGAGAGGGACACUUUCUGGAGCUGCACCCCACCCUGGUGCAGCCCGGUACGGGGACAGAAGAGGACAAAGAAACAGAAGCAGUGGCGGGGAAAGAUCUGAGCUCAAAGCCCUCCACCUCAGCAGAGACAGAAUCAGGGGAUUCAAGCGGUCUCUCGCGUGGGGGUUUAGAUUGUAAUAUUUGUGGGAAGAAGCUCAAUUCUCCCGCCAACCUGCGACUCCACAGACUGAGUCACUUCUCUUUGGGCCCCGGGCGAACGCGCUGCGCCACAGGGAAGAGAACCAAAACCCACCAGUGUCCCAUCUGUGGAAAACUGUUUGUGUCUUCGUCGGGAGUCGCACUUCACCAGAGGGUCCACACCGGGGAGCGGCCCUUCCCCUGCCAAGAGUGCGGCAAGCGCUUCCGUCAGAACACACACCUGCGGGAGCACCUGCGCACACACUCGGGCGAGCGUCCGUUCCGCUGUGAGGUGUGUGGGAAGGGCUUCAUCCAGAGCAUGCACCUGGUGGAGCACCGGCGCACACACACGGGCGAGCGGCCGCACGUCUGCCCGCUGUGUGGCAAAGCCUUCAAGACCUUCUCCAACCUGAGGAACCACAAGAAGACGCACGCCCGGCAGCAGAGGCUGGACGAAGCGGCCGUCGCCAUGGAGACCAGCUCUGCUGUGGCCGUGGUCGACCCGGCGACGGUGGAGCUGGCUAACGGGCAGCCGCAGAUCAUCCAGAUACAGACCUCAGAUCUGCAGCAGACGCAGAGCACUCCGACCAUCAUGUGUAACGAGUUCGGGGAGACGAUCGCCAUCAUCGAGACGAGCGAGGGGGGGGUGCUGCCGCUGGAGCAGGCGCUGGAGAUCUAUCACAGCGCUCUGGAGAACGGCCUGGCCAUGGAUACGGUCUCUGUGGACGCACUGCAGCUCCUCUGAGGACAAAGACACACUUUACUCACUGAGUUCAGUCUGAAGUCGGACUCUAACGAAGGCUACUGACGGGUUCAGCUUCCACUUCAGACUCACUGGAACCAGAUGAUUAAGUACUGCAGGAUAAGAUAUAACAUGUCAGAAUUGAUGUUAAGUUAAGCAAACAGACCAAAGUAAUUAAUCUUCUACUUUUUAUGAGGGAUCAGUAUUGAUGUUAUGGAAAUUAAAGAUCGAGCAAUCGUUAUGAAUGGCACAAAUGUGAAAUUUGUAUGAUUCAUUUUUAUCAUUAAUGUAUGAAACGGGAUGUGAUUUUUCUUCUGUUAAAAGGUUUGACGUGCUGUUGUGUGUAUAUAUAAGUGAAAUAAAUAAAUGUUUUUUCAUGAUUUGAAA
Molecule: messenger RNA, 4782 nt
Organism: Gymnodraco acuticeps
Lineage: Eukaryota; Metazoa; Chordata; Actinopteri; Perciformes; Bathydraconidae
Gene: znf526
Product: zinc finger protein 526
Exons: 7
Coding region: 1171-4398 (1075 amino acids)
Biological process (GO): regulation of transcription by RNA polymerase II
Cellular component (GO): nucleus
Molecular function (GO): DNA-binding transcription factor activity, RNA polymerase II-specific; RNA polymerase II transcription regulatory region sequence-specific DNA binding
Source: RefSeq, a predicted model, not a curated record